Messenger RNA from Spinacia oleracea (spinach), 1752 nucleotides. Its product is annotated as xyloglucan endotransglucosylase protein 7-like. The record is from RefSeq and is a predicted model, not a curated record. Gene Ontology annotation, biological process: xyloglucan metabolic process; cell wall biogenesis. Gene Ontology annotation, molecular function: hydrolase activity, hydrolyzing O-glycosyl compounds; xyloglucan:xyloglucosyl transferase activity. Bases 728 to 1606 code for a protein of 292 amino acids. Gene Ontology annotation, cellular component: cell wall; apoplast. The transcript is spliced from 3 exons. Lineage: Eukaryota; Viridiplantae; Streptophyta; Magnoliopsida; Caryophyllales; Amaranthaceae.
UACCUAGCUCCCUUUGGUCAAUCAAAAUUCAUGGGAAUUUCUAAUUCCCAUGUUGUCGACCAAACAAAUUAAAGAAAUUCCCAUGAAUUUAACAACGGAAGUAAUUUCCCUUGAAUUACAACUUACUAUAGGAAUUAAAUUCCCAUGUCAACCAAACAAGCCCUAAAUUAUAACUUCCUGUAGGGGAGGGUAGGUAAGUUAUUUUCCAUGUUCCAUGGAAAUUACAACUUCCCAAUGAAGUUCUAAUUCCUCCUAUCAUACACAUUUCAUGUCAACCAAAUAACUUGAUGUAUAUAUAAUUCUUAGAAACUCACACUUCGCCCUCUAUUUACUUGCAACCAAACAUCACCUAACUUCCAGAAUCGGGCAAUCUAGCAUUCAAGGGAAGUUCCACCUGAAAAUAUAUUAAAUGUGUAAUCUGAUUUUUGUUGUAAUUAAUUAUUGCAUUUUAAGGUAUCAUUAUAAGCCAGAAAAGUCAACCAUAAACCCAAAAUAAAAACUACAAAUACACUCAAAAUGGAACCAAAGCUUGAUUAAUACACCAUUUUUUUAGGCACCAACUGUAAACGUACAUCUCAAGAACUGAACCUUUCUUUCCACCUUCCUUAAUCAAGCCCUUAAUUUCCCCACAAAUUGGCUUUUUAGGGUAUAAAUACCCUUCAAGCAUUACUUUUAAACAUCUUGAACAACUUAAUUGUUAUCCACUAAUUAACAUUUCAUUAAUCCCAUGGCAUUUCUUUCUACUAAUUGUAAUUCUACCCCGCUAAUUACGGUUACGCUAAUAAUGCUAUGGCUCAUUCCCUUAGUUACCCACGCUGAUAACUUCAAGAAGAACUUCCAUGCAACAUGGGGUCAUGACCGUGUCAAAAUACUUGACGAUGGGAAGCAACUCACCCUUUCACUUGACAAAUAUACGGGUUCUGGGUUCGAGUCCAAGAGCCGGUAUCUAUUUGGGAGGUUCGAUAUGAAGAUCAAACUUGUUCCUCGUAACUCUGCUGGCACCGUCACUACUUUCUUUUUAGCAUCAAAUGGACCUAUUCACGACGAGAUAGAUUUCGAGUUCUUAGGAAAUGUAACGGGUGAGCCCUAUACAAUUCACACCAACGUAUAUAGUCAAGGAAAAGGGAAUAGAGAGCAACAAUUCAAACUAUGGUUUGAUCCAACCACUGAUUUCCAUACUUAUUCCAUCACAUGGAAUCCUCAUAACAUUAUAUUUUCAAUAGAUGGACAGGCCAUUAGAGAGUUCAAGAACAGAGGUUCAAUAGGAGUACCAUACCCUGUAAGCAAGCCCAUGAAGAUAUAUGCAAGUUUAUGGAAUGCAGAUGAUUGGGCAACCAUGGGUGGGAGAGUCAAGACUAAUUGGAAACAAGCUCCUUUUAUUGCUUCUUAUGGUGGUUUCAGGAUUACAGCUUGUAAGUGGGCCCACUCAACGAGGUCAACUAAUUGUCUUAAUUCUAAUUCAAAUGGAGAAAAAGAUCAAUGGAAAAAACAAAUACUUAAAUCUUCUGAUAUAAAGAGGAUGAAAAUGAUGCAAAGAAAGUACAUGGUUUAUAAUUAUUGUACUGAUAACAAUAGGUUUCCUAAAGGUUUGCCUGUUGACUGUUGAGUGUAAUUUAUCGUGACGUUAUAAACGUCUUUUUUUAUGAUACGAUAUUUUUUAGGGGAAUAAUUAAUUACGUACGUUGUUUUAUGUUUAAGACCAAUACAAUAAAGACACGUAGGAGUUUUAGUUUUAGUUUUAGUUUUAGUUGU